AUGGUCCGCUCCACUUUGCGGGCCAAUCAGAGAGCAGACGCACUGACCGGCCAAGUCAGCGGCACCUUCCCUGCUGCUCACUUUCUGGAGACGCGACAGAACCGGCGCCGUCUCCUCACCUGUCCGGUGGAGUUUAACUGUAAAGUACAAGCUGGACGGAUGCACCUCCGCCUGCCCGCUGACAGGGCGGAGGUUACAGUCACAGAGGAGUUACCGACGCCUCCGCGGAGCGGUUCCGACAUGGCCCAGAGCGGCUCCGGGACGCUGCUGUGCCGGCGAAACGCACGGCUGGACUCCUUCCUGAAGCGGAACGUGGAGCGGGUGGUGUACGAGCGGAUCCGAGCCUACGAGCCGUGCGUGGUGGUGUCGGAGUCCAUCAACAAGGUGUACAUGCACGUGGUACUGAGCGACGAGUGCGUGUACCUGACCGAGUACCCGCCGCGGACGCUCACGGCGGCCGUGAGCUUCAGGCGUGUGCGUGACAUCGAGCUGGUGAACGACCUCCCAGAUUUCCUCAGCGGGAAGGACAGGGAACGCUGCCAGCACAUACGGAUCAUCUACAUUGCUGAGAAACCUGCAGGGAAACGACAUGAUUGGUUAAAGGGAGACAAGAAGGAGCGGCUUCCUCCUGUAGCCCCGCCCUCUCGCAAAAACAGCCACUGUCCAGAAAUAACGAGCACAUUACAAGGAUUUUCCACAGAGAGCCAAUGGAGGAAGGAGGAGCUCCCACCAGUGUUAAAGCACACCCGCUCUGCCUCAUGCCCAAACCCCGAGACUUUGGGCCUCGUGAGAGUCCCGCAGCCUCCCUCCACCCCCUCCACCUCACCUGCCUCAUCUCCAUCGCCCUCAGAGGAAAGCCUGAAGACCCUCGAGAGUGCUCAGUUACCGCGGAGGAUCGGUUCGGUCCUGUCGCGCCUGCUGAGACGAGGCUGCGUGGACAGGAAGGAGGAGAGGGAGGUGGAGCUGCACCUCUAUGCCGUCUCGCGGACGUCCAGGCUUUACUUCCACCUGCAGAGCUCGUGGAACAGUUUCAUUAUUAGGUCCACUCUGCUGUUAGAUCCGCUCUACAGAAGGAGGUGCCGUGCUUCAUCCUCUGCUCCGGCCAUCAGCUGGGAGCGGACGGCUCACCUGUUCGGCCAGCUGAGCUCGGAGCUCCUGCAGGACGGGAUCAGCGUGGAGAGUUUGUACCUGCUGCUGCAGGAGCUGAGGACCGCCGCUCACCGCAACGUCAUGCUACGCCGGCUCUUCUGGAGGUCCAGUGAGGUGUGUACUUUCCUGGUCCACACUCUGGAGGGUUGUCUUCACGGCUGUCAGAGCCCCGAUGGACUCGACACAGCAGAUCAGCUACUACUGAGCACUCUGAUCGUUGAGACGUUCGCCAUCAUGUUCAGAGAGACGGAGGUGGAAGCUGCCAGACUCAGCCUGCUCUCUGCCAAAAAAGGAGCUCUGACCUCCCGAAUGCUGCUUGCCUUAAUAUGUGACCCUCAGCCACAAACUCAUAGUGGAGCAUCUCUGAUGGACUUGGAGCUUCGGGCCUUACUCGCUGAGUAUCUGAACGCCGCCAGUUCUCUGCUCUUUGAGCUGCUGCUCGUAGGCCACGUGAGCAGCAGGUGUUUCUCUGCUGACAGCUUCCUGUCUGUCGGGUGGAUCCUCAGAGUCCUGCAGCCUCAUCCUCACCUGCUCUCCUUCAUUGAUUACCAGGUCCAGCAGGUGGUGCUGGUUCUGACGGGCCUGCAGGAGUCAGUCCUGAGCCCCGCCCACUCCGUCCUGCUGUUCCAGCGCCUCCACCUCCUGCUGGCCUGUCUGCAGUACAGCAGCCAGCUGGCUCAGCACCUGCGCUCACACUUCAGGGAGGAGUUCAGGUACUCCGUGAAGCCUCCCGAAGCGACGCUGCCGCCUCACUAUCCGAUCAGCAGACCGACUCUGCGACUAGUUGGGCAGAUUCAGGCUCUUAUACUGCACAGGUGAUCUGAGGCCAGCGUGCUCUUACACUUUGUUUUACACACAGUCGCCCUCAAUGAAGGAAUAAGGACUGGAAGUGUUUGCCUUCACCAGAGUCCCUGGGAUGCUCUACUGAAUGUUUUUGGAUUAUUAUUAUUUAUGCCAU
Messenger RNA from Archocentrus centrarchus (flier cichlid), 2107 nucleotides. RefSeq names its product chromosome 23 C12orf56 homolog (gene c23h12orf56). The record is from RefSeq and is a predicted model, not a curated record. Lineage: Eukaryota; Metazoa; Chordata; Actinopteri; Cichliformes; Cichlidae.